Messenger RNA from Peromyscus eremicus (cactus mouse), 4032 nucleotides. RefSeq names its product zinc finger protein 804B (gene Znf804b). The record is from RefSeq and is a predicted model, not a curated record. The transcript is spliced from 4 exons. Gene Ontology annotation, cellular component: nucleus. Lineage: Eukaryota; Metazoa; Chordata; Mammalia; Rodentia; Cricetidae. The coding region runs from base 1 to 4032 and encodes 1343 amino acids.
AUGGCUUGUUACCUGGUCAUCAGUUCGAGACAUCUCAGCAAUGGGCACUACAGGGGCAUUAAGGGAGUCUUCAGAGGUCCCCUCUGCAAGAAUGGAUCUCCAUCUCCGGAUUUUGCAGAAAAGGAGAAGUCCACAGCGAAAGCUCUGGAAGACGCAAAAGCGAAUUUUUACUGUGAAUUAUGUGACAAGCAGUAUCACAAACACCAGGAGUUUGACAAUCAUAUUAAUUCUUACGACCAUGCUCAUAAGCAGAGAUUGAAGGAAUUAAAGCAACGAGAAUUUGCUCGAAACGUGGCUUCCAAGUCAUGGAAAGAUGAGAAGAAACAAGAAAAAGCACUUAAGCGACUCCAUCAGCUGGCUGAGCUGCGGCAGCAAUCUGAGUGUGUUUCUGGAAAUGGACCAGCAUACAAAGCCCCCAGGAUAGCAAUGGAAAAGCAACUCCAGCAGGGAAUUUUCCAGGUUAAGAAUGGCAGAAAGGUCUCCUGCAUGAAGAGCGCCCUUCUCCUCAAGGGAAAGAACCUCCCCAGAGGCACUGUGGACAAGCAGCGAUUCACCACACCAAACCGUCAGCAGCUACAGCCAGAUAGGCGGUUCCUGUUUGGAAACAGGAUUACACAAACAUCUUCCGAUCUCAGCAACGCAAACCAGAGGACAGGAGUUUCAUUUUCAUUUUCAAAAAAAGCCUAUCUAAAAUUAGAAUCCUCAGCCUCCGUUUUCAGCGAGAAUACAGAGGACAGCCAUGAUUGUAACAAGUCACCCACCUAUAAAGUCAAACAAACAGUAGAGAAAUGUAUGUGUUGCAGGUUUGCAAAUGACGAUCCACACCUUACUAAGAAAGAAGGUGUCAUCUCACCCAGCCAUCUGGAAGGUGUUUUAAACAACACCUUCUCGAUGAACUCUAAAGUGUCACAAAACAAAAAUGAAUCUCUUAAUGAGAGGCUGAAAGAUUCAUCAGGCAUUCAUGCUUCUUUCUCUAACCCUAAACUCCAUCUUUCAGAAAGAGAUUUUACUCUUUCCAGCGGAGAGAAAGGAAUUGGGAAUGCACUGAAGGAUACUUCAGAAAACUGCAUUAAUCACCCAUGCCAAGCAAAUGAAUCCUCCAGUCCAGUACACAUUUGCAAGCACAGUGAUAACAGUUGGUGUAAAGGUCUGGAUAAGUUUUUGCCUUCAGGGCCAAGUGAACAAAAGAUGAAAACACACCUGAAUUCUAACUCCAGAAUGGAAGACAGAGCAAAGUCUUUAGAUGAAGCAGAAAGAGUUAGCAACAAAGUGCAAAGGCAUUGCAGAGAAGGUUGUCCACAUGAUCUAAAAUCCAAAUCAUUGCCUUUCCUUCACGUACAGAGCAAGGAUGGCCACACCACUCUACAGUGGCCUACAGAACUUCUGUUCUUUACCAGAACAGAACCUUGCAUAUCCUAUGGCUGUAAUCCAUUAUAUUUUGAUUUCAAACUUUCUCGAAACACAAAGGAUGAACAUAAUUCAGAGAAUGUAAAAACAGAAGUGGAGAAGGAGGCUUUGGAAAUGAAGCCAAAAACAGAGAGCCAAGUCUCAGGUUUAAUUAAAGAACAACAAAAAACGACCCAAGGUAAUCAAUCUCUGAAGCCAAAGAUGAUUAUAGCUAACCCAGAUUGGGAAAAGUUCCAGAGACAAUACAACGUGGGCUACAAUGACUCUGAUUCUAGUACGAGUGAGCAUGAUAGUCUACGAGACUUGGAAAUGAAAAGUCCUGAAGUGCCUGCUUGCUUUCAUCUGUCUCUAAAGGAUGGCAUAAGAAAAGAUAAUGUUGAUGACACUGAAUUGAAGGAACCUUCCAACGUCCACUGGCAAAGCUGCAAAAGGGCCGUUCUAAAUAACGCUCAGGAGGGUCUCCCAUGCUCUCUUCACAUCUCUAGGACUAAAAAGCAUAAACUGAAUCCCUGCAGUCCACAUUCAGAGUUUGAAGGAGAAAACCAAGAUACUUGGAAUUUUCGUCUUUAUACGUCAGAGGGUCACAGUGAACAUGCGAAGGGGAUCAGUGAAAGCUUAAAUAGCUGCAACAUUAGCACGGCCAGCAGGGCUUCUACGAGUGGGAAACCAAGUUAUGACAGAUGUUCUCCAAAGCCACCUCUGGGUGACCGUCCCAGAACACCAGAAGACUCUCCCAGAAACAUGUCCAGCUGGAGAAACGUGUGUUCAAGUCAUCGGUCCAGCGGCAGUGGGAGCCGUCAUUUGCUCUAUGUUUGCAAGACAGAGUGUGACUCAGUCGAAAGGCACAUGUGGAAACACAGAAAGCACAAUUGCCUCUGCUUGUCUGAUGUGCCAAUAAGCACUAACUUUCCUCACUCAGAGACCCAGAAGGAUGGGAAGGGCAAACUGUGGAACUCAUUUAAAACCAGAAAACAGUCAAAACACAGAAACUGUCAUUGCAGAGAAAGAUAUAAACUGGGUAAAACUCAACAAUUUGCAGGGCCCAAAACCACAAGAAUUUUCCGUUGUGAUUCCAGUUCACAGGUUUCCCUUGAUAGAAAUGGUGAAAAACCCUUUAAUGGCCCAGGACCUCAGCACAGCAAAUCAGGCUCGUAUUUGAGACAGAGAGCUUACUGCUUAAACAAAAACAAGAGAAGCCAAAAGUCCUUUGCCAGCCUUCACAUUUGUGAUGUGGGAAAAGUCAAGUGCAGACAAUGCAACCCCAGCACUCUCAAUUACCUUCUCAGGAGCUGUGCAGGUGGCCCUUCAGAAACCACGCAGUCACACAUUCCAGAUGGAGAAGGGCCUUCCCUGACAGCCAAGGGUCUUUUAGAAAGAGUGAAAGCCAAGAAGUGUCAGGAGCAAUCAACAAAGUUUGAGUUCUCUUCCAACAGUGGUUUAAGAGAACCAGAGUCUCAUUCACAAAUCCAACACACAAUUCAACCUGGACCACCAAGCUGUAACAGAACAUCAUUGCCUUUUUCAGAGAAGAGACAACUGAUGGGCAAAAGGAGAAAUGAUAAAGGCAUCGUAAUUCAUAAGACUUCUCACAAAAUCAAAAGCUCACAAAAAAAUAAUUUUACUAUUUUACCAGACACUGAAUGUGAUAACUAUCUCUCCAAAGGCAUAAAGCAUGCAGCAAUGGAUUCCCAGUCUUUAAGCAGAAAUAAGAACCAGACAACAAAAGAGCAAUCUAAAUCUUCAAUUAGUGAAGUCCAGCCUUUUCUUGGAAGCUGUGACCCAGUACCAAAUGAUUUCCUUGGUGCUUUUCCAUCUAAUAGAUAUACUGGUGUAACUGAUUCAACAGAGACCAAAGAGGACCAGAUAAAUCUAGACUUACAAGAUGUAAGCAUGUCUAUGAAUCACAUAGAGGAGAAUAUAAACUCUUACUAUGACAGAACUAUGCAGAAGCAUGACAAAGUAGAAGAUGAAUUAGAAAUGUGUCAUAAAUCUCUCUCCCCCCCUUUAAUUCAACAGCCCAUAACAUUUUCUCCCGAUGAAAUAGAUAAGUACAAGCUUCUCCAGCUGCAAGCCCAGCAGCACAUGCAGAAGCAGCUGCUGUCGAAGCAUCUCCGAGUGUUGCCUGCUGCAGGGCCCACUGCCUUCCCUCCGCCCUCAGCUGUGCAGCCAGUUCCGGUCCACCAGCACACAUCCAUUACCACCAUCCACCACACAUUUCUGCAGCAUUUCGCUGUUUCUGCUUCCAUAAGCUCCCACAGCAGUCCCCUCCCUUUAGCUCAUCUGCACCCACUCUCACAGCCACAUUUUACUCCUUUUUCAUUUUCAACCAUGGCUCCAGCCAUUAUCCCUGCACACCCUACUUUCCUAGGACAUCCCCUGCAUUUAGUGACUGCGGCCCCCUUUCACGCAUCGCAUAUGGCUUUUCAGGCACUGCCUCCUGCAGCGUUUAUCCCCACAUUGUUUGGUCCUCAUUUAAAUCCAGCCACAACUUCUAUUUUCCAUUUGAAUCCUUUAAUCCAGCCAGUGCUACAAGGUCAAGAUCUUUGCCAUCACUCUUGCUCCAGCCAGAUGCAACAGUUAAGCAGUAUGAAAGAGGCCUUAAAUAUGUCAGUACACUUGAACUAA